Messenger RNA from Syngnathoides biaculeatus (alligator pipefish), 2763 nucleotides. RefSeq names its product caprin family member 2 (gene caprin2). The transcript has 20 exons. Gene Ontology annotation, cellular component: cytoplasm. NCBI's taxonomy places the organism in Eukaryota, Metazoa, Chordata, Actinopteri, Syngnathiformes, Syngnathidae. Gene Ontology annotation, molecular function: signaling receptor binding. The coding region runs from base 171 to 2576 and encodes 801 amino acids. The record is from RefSeq and is a predicted model, not a curated record. Gene Ontology annotation, biological process: positive regulation of canonical Wnt signaling pathway.
UCGGAAGGCAGCGAUGUAUAUAAAGCAAAAGCAGGGCGCGAAGCGUCCUCUGCAAAUUGAUCCACCUUGACAAGUCGCGACGAGUUGGAGCGCUGCCGGUGACUUCUGUUGGGAAAUUUACGCCCAAACCAAAGCUAAGAAGGUUGGUGACGUGGUUGUGGAGCCUAGCGAUGGUGCAGCUUUCUCCUUCCCCAACGACGGGCGUCACCCUCGAACAGUCGGCGGACGGCGCCGUGGUCGUCGCGAGUCCAAAGGGGGACUCGCCCGCCAGCCCCGACGCCCCGCCGAGCUUUGAAUCCCCCACCGCUUAUUAUGGAUACGAAGCCUACGUUGAAGACGGGCUUAUUUGCCUCAAACACAAGGUUCGCAACUUGGAGAAAAAGAAGCUGAAACUGGAACAUUAUAAGAGACGCCUGGACUCGGGUGAAACUCUUAAUAAAGACCAAAUGGCUGCUACUGAUAAAUAUGAGCAGGUGGUGCAUAACUUGGAGUUUGCCCAGGAGCUCCACAAAACGAUGGACAAUUUGACACAAAAUCUGCUGAAGUCACAGAAGAAGGCGGUCAAGAGGGAGCAACUGGUCACGUUAGAAGCGGAAAGGAGGCGGCUCUGCACGGUGCUGCAGGUCCAACACCUCCUUGCCAGCAUCCAACACGCCAACGUCAAGAGAGACCUGCUGAACGGGCGCAAUCAGGCGCCCUUCCUGCCGCCGCAGCGUCUGAACAGCCUCAGCCAGCUGGCCACGUUGCUCGGAGUGCGGCAGGAUGACAGAAUGAGUUUAGAGCAGCAGAUGGAGGACGCGGCUCUGAUCUACUUUGACCUGCUGGAGGGGAAAGAAAAACCAGUAGCAGGAUCCACAUUUAAAAAGCUGAAAGAGGAGCUUACCAAAUUAUUGAACUGCAAGUACUUCUCUUGUCUUCCAUCCAAAACGGCUCCACCUGUGUCAAAGUUGACGGAACCUGAAGUUUCUGAGGAGCGCAAAAUAAAGGAGGAAGUUACAAGGUCCGAGGAGCCUCCUGACUGCUGGGAUUUGGAGUUCUCAGAUGAAGGCAUUUCACUUAAGGCGCCGGUCCACAAGCCUUGGAAAGGUGCCGCUACUUUAAUCCCCAAAGCUCCUGACACCAGCAAGGGCAAAGCGGCUACUAGUGCACAGGGGAAGGAGAAGAAAGCUAAAAGAGAGCAAAAUGCCAAGAUGGAUGUUCACCAGGGUUUACCAGGAAUGAACCUGGACUUGCCGACCUUCCCCAAAGACCCUAUACUGAGGAAAAAACACUUGGAGGACCUGAUGACCAAGAUCCACGGCUCCUUCAGUUUCAUGCAGGAUUCACUUCUAGAUUGUGAUUCGCCUCCGGAAAACGGACAGUCCAGUUUUAAAAGGGAGCCACCAUCCGACUCGUCAUCUCCGCUAGCUUUCAAAAAGUCAAGUGAGGUGGUACCAAAAGAAAUGCACGUAAGCAGUCAUUUAGCUUCGACCCCGUUGCCCGCCAGGCUUUUGGACCCCAAAAUCAGUCUGACCAAUGGCGAUCAGUCCCUAAAAACCUUUGGGAAGGAGAUUUCCUCAAAUGAUCCUCUGCAUUUGGCGGAACAGAAGAAAUUUUCUCCGCCGUUGUUUUGCACCCCCGAGUCUCCAAUUGCUGUCAAUUUGAAGUCCACACUAGUAGCUGACACCCCCAAAAUUCCUCCCUGCAACGGGAUAGUGCCGAGCAUCUCCGUGACCCCUCCCCCGCACACCUUUUCCACGCCGCCUGGAAGGCAAACCGUCAACUCCGUGCAAUUUCAGAAUAGCCCGUCGGUCUUCAACGGGGGCGUCAAGGUGGAGAUCAGGCACGCCAACUCCAGCACCCAAACACCGCCUGAGUUUUUGCCUUCAGAGGACUACUCCCAAGCAAUGGGGGGGACUUGCGUUUUCCAGACACAUUCUAAGAACUACGGGCAUCUCCUAAGUGCUCCGAAAGACUCCGGAUCACAAAAUCUCUGUGGAUGUGGAGCGCAGCAUCAUUUCAAUGCCUGGCGCGCGUGUUCCCAGGUCAGCAGCCCGGACCGCGCGGAAGAAUACACAAUGGUGGAUUCCGGACACGGCGAUUCGCUCCCUGCCUCCGUCGUAGACGUCCCGCACAGUCCUCACGGCCACCAUCACGCCUCUCUACUUCCCGUGCAACUCUACCCUCUCUCCCAGCCGGUGAGAGUCGCGUUCACGGCCUCGCGCACGGUGAACUUUGCCCCGGGCAACCUGGACCAGCCCAUCGUUUUCGAUCAGCUGCACAGCAACCUCGGAGAGAUGUUCGACACCCACAUCGGCCGCUUCACGUGUCCCGUUAACGGCAUGUACGUUUUCAUGUUCCACAUCCUCAAGCUCGCGAUCAACGUGCCGCUUUACAUCAACCUCAUGUGCAACGAGGAGGUCAUGGUCUCGGCGUACGCCAACGACGGCGCGCCGGAUCACGAGACGGCCAGCAACCACGCCAUCUUGCCCCUCUUCCAAGGGGAUCAGGUUUGGCUCCGAUUGCAUCGCGGCGCCAUUUAUGGAAGCACCUGGAAGUACAGUACAUUUUCUGGCUUUUUGCUUUACCAGGACUGAGGUUUGCGUAGUCUGGCUGACGUCGUUAGGUCAGCCAGUAUUCCGGUCCGAAGCGUCUUCGGCGCAAAACCUGUUUUUGGUGGUGGGUGUGGUGUUGAACACAAGCAGCCAGUAUGUUGAAUUCAAAACCCAAACUAAAGAGGUCCGGUUGGGCUCUUAACGUGGCGCAAUAAAACAUUAGCAGUGA